AUGGUCCGUGCACAUAUCAGUAAGCGCGCGUUUGCAGCCACUCCACUUUCAGUAUCCGUCGCACGAGAGUGGGCACAGUUUGAGUAUCAGUCCUCGCUCUUGACUUCUUGUGCACUGGGUGCAUACUAUUGCCCGGGCCCACAACCUCUCCGGGGCAUGUCCGGAUUCCCCGCGCAGCAACAAGUUCAGGCUCGAAAUGUGACAUUGGCGUCGGCGAGGUUGCCAAAUGGAAAACUGGGGGCGGGCGCAAAUUGGAACUUCGGCUUGCCCGUGAGUGGAACACCAGGAAUUCAAGGAAACCAACAGCGCACCAUGGGAAAUAUGGGAACAUUUGCCCAGAGCCUUAGUGGCUCGCAGCCUGCUACUUCUCUUGACCUAUCUGACUUCCCUUCACUAUCCGGGGCACCUCCACAAUCGCAAGCCUCAAACCCUGGGCAAUUAGUAUGGGCCAAUGCUAGUCAACGCGCUAUGCAGCAGACUCCUGUCCAGAGACAACAGCAUCCUACCUCUCAAGCACCAUCACGAGCACCGCAAACGCAAUCCCAUGUCCCCCAGCAACAAUCACAACCUUCGCAUGAUGACAUUUUCCCUUCCGGUGCUCAAUUUGCGAAUCGAUUAGAUGAUUUUCGGAAUGGCGGGCAAGGCAUAAGCGGUCAGCUAGGGGCAGGGACUCAACCACAAACAGGCAACAUUGAGGAGUUUCCACCGCUUGGACGGAAUGUUCCUGCUGAAUUGGGCCAAGAUCGACGUGGCUCCCUGAUGCAGAGUGCAGGGUUCGGCAGCUAUUCGUCGGGCAUGCCUUUUGCUGGCGCAAACCAGGCUCAGUCGACGCAGAAUCGCAACUUGAUUUCAUCUUCGAUAAACGGGCCGGAACGAAUGAUGUCGCCUGCGACACCGGGUGCGGGAGGAAUCGGGACAUCACGGUCGCCCGUCAACCCAGCUAAUGGAGUCCCUGGGCAGGAAAAAGAGGAAUCAAGUAGUGCCCUGAUAGCGAAUCAGCGUGCUCUCGCAGAACAACAGUCGCUACAGUUCCCUGCGCAAAAUCAGGAGUCGGCCGAGGGGGCGCAAAAUACUGAACAACAGCCCUUAUCUGAGAUGAGCGAACUUGAUAAAUUCGGACUCGCAGGCCUCCUUCGGAUGAUCCACAGUGAUAGUCCCGAUGUAGCGAGCCUUGCAGUUGGGCAAGAUCUGAUGACACUGGGCUUGGACUUGAAUCAACCGGAACCUUUACAUACAUCCUUCGCCUCACCGUUUGUCGCCUCAAUGACGGGCGUGCCUCUGGAGCAAGAUUUUGCCCUGCCGUCCUGUUAUAACGUUGCCAAUAUCCAACCCCUUCAGUCCCGAAUCCCUAGCUUCAGCGACGAGACACUAUUUUACAUCUUCUACAGUAUGCCGCGUGAUGUGAUGCAAGAAGUGGUAGCGGAAGAGUUGAUGGGUCGCAAAUGGAGAUACCACAAGAUUGAGAGAUGCUGGCUCACUCGCGACGAGACGUAUCCUGGCCCUGUUGACGUCGAGCGAGGUGUUAGCGAACGGGGAGUCUAUCUCCUCUGGGAUCCUGCCAGCUGGAAGAAGAUAAGGCGCGAGUUCAUUUUACGGUACGAAGACUUGGACAACAGGAUGGAUCCGCAGCGGAAUCUGGCGCGUGCAGGAUUUCCGCCUCAGGGGUCAUGA
Aspergillus tanneri is the source of this 1671-nucleotide messenger RNA. RefSeq lists its product as uncharacterized. The record is from RefSeq and is a predicted model, not a curated record. NCBI's taxonomy places the organism in Eukaryota, Fungi, Ascomycota, Eurotiomycetes, Eurotiales, Aspergillaceae. The transcript has 8 exons. Bases 1 to 1671 code for a protein of 556 amino acids. Gene Ontology annotation, biological process: regulation of DNA-templated transcription; nuclear-transcribed mRNA poly(A) tail shortening. Gene Ontology annotation, cellular component: CCR4-NOT core complex; P-body.